AUGGACGACGACGCUGAUCUUUUCCUUGAGAACGAAAAUGAGGGUGAGAUUUUCUCCGACAACGACGCACCCGACGACGACGGCGAAGCUGCUGAUGAUGAAGCUGCUCCAACGAAGGUUCCGGCCACGGUGAAACACCAGAAGAAAACGGUCACCAAUCCACGGCACACACUGAACGCGGCGAGGCUGUGCGGUCCGCGAGGUAUUAUCGCCAUACGAGACCACUUCAAGGGCUUCAAGUUCCAUGGAAAGGGACACGAAGCGGCCGAUCUCAAUGAAAUCAUGCGCCGUUACGAGCACUGGGCGCAUCGGAUGUUCCCAAAGUACCACUUCGAUGACGUGAUUGCUACGGCCGAGCGUUUGGGCACCAAGAAAGAAGUGCAGAGCUACAUGAACCGCUAUCGGACUGGAGUGCUCGAUCAGGAGCUUGCCGAAGCGAGGGAUCGCGCGGACACCAGCGACAGUGACGAUGCGGCCGAUCGUGGAGAUGAGGGAAAUCGCCUCAAUCAACCCCUGGAUCCACUGGACAGUAUGCUCGACGAGCAGAUUGCCCUUUCUCGGGGCCGUGCCACGUUUGGCAACACAUCCGGCGUGGGAAACCUUUCACUGGACACUACGUUCGAUGCAGUUAGAAAGGAUGGGGCCAGUGAAACCGUUGCCCCAACGCCAAAACCGCCCGCUUUGAGUGAAGAACUGAGAGCGAAAAUCGACGCCAACCGAUUGAAAGCCCUGGAACUAAGGAAGGCACGUUUGCAGGCCCUAUCAAACGGACAAACCGAAGGGAAACCCACAGAAUCGAACACUGAAGCUCUUCCCGCGGACAGCGGGGCGCAUGCGAGCAACGUCGGAGCACGAAUGUUGGCCAAGUUGGGUUGGUCGGAGGGUAAGGGCCUCGGAAAGAAGGAGGACGGAAUGCUUAAUCCGAUUCUACCACAGCAGAAGCGGGACAACGAAGGUGUAGGAUACGCGGGAGAAGACGACAGUGGCUGGACGCAGCACGAUGCCGGGUUUAACGAGCUGCUCAAACGUUUGAACGGCGGUGGUGAGGAAACCACGGCCGAAGCCGAAACAGAAACUGUGUUGGAUUCAACUACGCAGCUGCAGUCAUUAGAGGAGCGAUCGAAAAAAUCAAGGGCACGGGUGCACUACCGAAAGUUUACACGGGGCAAGGAUCUCAGCCAGGUGAACGAGAAAGAUCUUGCCAACAUUUUCGGCAAACGAUCAAUGGCGGAAAUGAAUAAGCCCGCCAAUGAAGCCAAAAGCAAUGAUGCGUCUGCCGAUGGUAGUGAGCACGAAUCCGAAACGGAGAAAACCAUCUUGGGUCUAACGACUAUCAAGUCGAGCCUGUCGAUGCAGGAAUAUUUUCAGCAGAAAAUGAAAAUGAAGCAGGCGGUUAUGGACAGCGAAACGAUCGCCAUGGACGAAAAUCGCACGCAGCGUUUGCGCGUCGCGCAGUCCAGAAGGUUAGAUGAAUAGGAGAGACAGAGAGCGAGAGAG
Molecule: messenger RNA, 1497 nt
Organism: Anopheles cruzii
Lineage: Eukaryota; Metazoa; Arthropoda; Insecta; Diptera; Culicidae
Exons: 4
Biological process (GO): DNA replication checkpoint signaling; DNA damage response; replication fork arrest
Cellular component (GO): nucleus; replication fork protection complex
Molecular function (GO): DNA binding
Source: RefSeq, a predicted model, not a curated record